AUGCCCAAUACUCGCUCACGAGGCGAGAUAAUUGAGCAACCCUUUGACGAACCCGAGCGUCUUCUUAACGAACGACGCCGAAAUUUAAGUACUCAACCCGAGAAUAUCGAAACCGAAAUUCUCACUCUCGAAGUAACCGAAGAAAUCAUUAACGAAAUAGUUGACGAACCAGUCAUGGCUGAAAAUCGUCCACUUAGAUCUUACGCUAUUCCUUCGCAAGAAGAACCGCAUAAUAGCAUCGCUGCCCCCGCUAUUGAAGCAAACAAUUUCGAGCUUAAACCUUCAUUGUUGGCUAUAGUACAACAAAACCAAUUCUCCGGAAAUCCCGCGGACGACCCUAAUCUACAUUUGUCCAUAUUCUUGCAAUAUGCCGAUACUAUCAAAGCUAAUGGUGUCAGUCCCGAAGCUAUAAGACUUCGUUUAUUCCCAUUCUCAUUAAGGGAUAAAGCUAGAGCCUGGCUCCAGUCCCUACCAUCCAACUCAGUCGCAACAUGGGAUGAGUUGAAGAAAGUCUUUUUAGCAAGAUAUUUCCCGCCUAGCAAAACUGCUAUGCUAAGAGCCCAAAUCAAUGGAUUUAGACAAAGAGACAACGAAUCUCUUUUCGAAGCAUGGGAAAGAUACAAAGAAAUGAUUAGGAUAUGUCCUCAUCAUGGGCUCGAAAAUUGGCUAAUUAUCCACACCUUUUACAAUGGUCUCUUGUAUAAUACAAGAAUGACAAUAGAUGCCGCAGCUGGUGGCGCACUUAUGGAUAAACCAUACAACCAAGCCUAUCAGCUUAUCGAGAGCAUGGCUCAGAACCAUUAUCAGUGGGGAAACGAGAGAACAACAGUAGAUAAACCUCAAACGAAAGGUGGAAUGUACGAAAUCAGCAACAUGGACCACAUCAAUGCCAAGUUAGAUGCCUUAACUCAAAAGAUAGAGAGUCUAACCAACGCACCCAAAGCCAACGUGGCUGCAACAAUACAAAAUUGUGAGUUGUGCGGAGCUCAAGGUCAUACAAUCGCUGAAUGUCGACUUCUAACCGAAGCUCCCAACGACCAAGUGAAUUACACUCAAGGGAACUCUUACAACCAAAACCAGAGAAAUCACCCGUAUCUUUCGUACAAUAGCAACAACGCUUUAUAUGCACCUGGCCAAACACCUACUCCUUCGCCACCAGGAUUCCAAAAACCUGCUCAAAAUGCUCCUAUGAAGUCAAACCUUGAAUUGAUGAUGGAGAACUUCAUAGCCCUACAAACUCAAACUAACAAGGAAUUCCUAAAUCAAAACAUACACACUAAUGAGCAAAUUAAGCAAUUAACAAGCAGGCUAGAACUCUUGACCACUCACAAUAAGAUGUUAGAAACACAAAUCGCACAAGUGGCACAACAACAAGCAUCUACCUCUGCUCCUGCAGGCAUAUUUCCUGGCCAGCCUCAGCCAAACCCUAGGGGACAUGUGAAUGCUGUUAUAUUACGAAGUGGGACACAAUACGAUGGACCAGCUGAUCCCAGAACUAAAAAUCCUGCCAUGCAACCCAACUCAGAUGAGGUAACCAAGGGAGAGAGUGAACAAAACAUAAAAGAUAAAGAAAAUAGUGGGGAGGAAAUCAUAGAAAAGAAGAAACCUUAUAUACCCCCACCACCAUAUCAACCACCCAUCCCGUAUCCUCAAAGAUUUGAGAAAUCCAAAAGCGAGGGACAGUUUAGGAAAUUUGUAGAACUUCUAAAAAAAUUUAACAUCACAAUACCUUUUACGGAAGCUAUCACACAAAUGCCCUCGUACGCUAAGUUUCUUAAAGAUAUCUUAACUAAUAAGAAAAAGAUCGAGGAAGAAGAAACCGUUAUGCUUACUGCCGAGUGUAGCUCCAUACUUCAAAAUAAUAUGCCUCCUAAGCUAAAAGACCCAGGAAGUUUUUCCAUACCCUGUGUAAUUGGAAAUUAUGUAAUAGAUAGGGCCCUAUGCGAUUUAGGAGCCAGUAUCAGCUUAAUGCCUAUGUCCAUAUGCGAAAAACUUAAUUUAGGAGAAUUGAGACCAACUAAAAUGUCAAUACAAUUCGCUGACCGUUCUGUCAAAUACCCCUUAGGUAUACUAGAAAACGUGCCAGUACGUGUAGGUCAAUUCUAUAUCCCUACCGAUUUUAUAGUCAUGGACAUAAGGGAAGAUUCCAAUACACCUAUCAUUUUAGGAAGGCCAUUCUUAGCAACCGCCGGUGCCAUAAUAGAUGUGAAAAAAGGAAAGCUCACCUUUGAAGUAGGUGAAGAAAAAGUUGAAUUUAUCUUAACACAAUUCAUGAACGCAUCGGCCAUUGAAGAUAGUUGCUAUAUGUUAGACGUCGUCAAAGAAUGUGGAAAAGAGAUGGAGAAAGAUAAAACCAAAAAUUCUGAAAUUCUAAAAACUCUCAUCCCUCCGACUCAUAAAAAUGGUAAUGACGACCUAGCUAAGAAAAGCUCUUGCUGUAGACUCGACAUAGCUGAAUCAAAUGUCGAUAACACACCCUUUAAACGAGUACCUCCCGACAUACUAAAAGCCCAACCAGAAAGUAAUAUCUUCCAAAAUAAAACAUCUCUGUUUGCCUCCAAGAAAAAGAAAGGAAAAAGGAAAACACCUAUGAGAUGGUUUGACAUGUUCAAAUGGAGACCUAAGGAUGUUGGACAUAAUUUUAAGGACGUGAGUUUGGAAGAGGCACCAUACUAA
This is a messenger RNA of Trifolium pratense (red clover), 2676 nucleotides long. RefSeq lists its product as uncharacterized. The transcript has a single exon. The record is from RefSeq and is a predicted model, not a curated record. Bases 1 to 2676 code for a protein of 891 amino acids. NCBI's taxonomy places the organism in Eukaryota, Viridiplantae, Streptophyta, Magnoliopsida, Fabales, Fabaceae.